AUGAAAAUCAUUAUCAUCCUAUCAGUAACUCUAGCAGUAGCUACAGCUGGCCUAAUCGGCUCAUCUCAAUCAUCUGGAGCCAAAGGAAAGCUUACAUGCCAUGGAAAGCCUCUAAGUGAUGUUCUUAUCAAAUUGUACGAUGAUGAUCGAGGUAUGACUUAUUUUAUGAUUGGGCUGGUGGAUUUUACCUUACAGUUACCUUCUUCAGGUUGUCCAAAUAAUUGUGUGCCCCUUUUCUUGAUGCAAAAAUUUUAAAAAGUAACAAAACAUGACCUUUUAGUUAUUUUCCAACGUAAAAUUUUAAAUUUUCAGGCCUAGAUGCUGACGAUUUUAUGGGAAAAACGACUUCUGACAAGGACGGUUACUUUGAACUUCAAGGAUAUUCAGAUGAAAUUAGCAGCAUUGACCCCAAGAUCAACAUUUAUCAUGAUUGUGAUGAUGGAUGGACGGUGAGUUUUUUCAUAAAAUUGUAUUCUUUUUUUAUUGAAAAUGUAAAACUGAAUUUAAAAUUUUUAAGCUAGUACUGUGAACUUUCUAAACUGGUACAGCGAACACUGAGAAUCCUUAAAAAUGUCAUUUUAAGCGCUUAAAAUUAUAAAACAUCAAAAAAUAGGGGUUCUUUUAUCAAUAUUUAAAAUUUUUCGCAACUAUAAUUUUAAUUUUACCUCAAGAACAUGCAAAAUAGCUAAGAUUCCCUUUAUUGACCUCCCUUCUAAAGUCCAACAGAAAACAAAGGGAGCAAAGCGUGUUCCUCGGUAGUAUAGUGGUAAGUAUCCGCGCCUGUCACGUGCGAGACCCGGGUUCGAUUCCCGGCCGGGGAGGAAUACUUUUUGUUGUAUUUUUGAUUAUUUUUUGGUAUUUUUUGCAUUAGUUAAAAGUUUUAAAAAUUAUAUUUAAUGUUAAAAGACCAUAUUUUUAAUUUUUAAGCAACAUUUUCGCGUAAUGUUCACAAAAGCGUUAAAAAUUUUAAAGAAUUUCAAUUUGUAGUGUAAGAAAACUAUAAAAAUCUGUAAAAAUAGCGGUUUUUAAUGCUUAAAAUAGGUAACAAACUUUGAAUUUUCAGUUUUUAUGGCACGCUUGACUAAUAUUUUUCCUAAAAUGAGGUUGAAACAACAACUUUCUUCAUAGAGCUUUAAAAAAUAUUAUUAACUUCCACCUGAUCAUUGAAUUCAAUGUGACAUUCAGCUUUUAAAAGGACAAAAAACAACUUUUUAUAACAAUUUACAAAAUCAAAAUAAAUGUCUUAUCUAUAAUUUUGUUGUUUUAGCCAUGUCAGCGCAAAAUUUCGAUCAUGAUUCCUGAUCGUUAUAUCACCAAAGGCAAGGUGGCUCAACAACUAUACGAUGCUGGUACCAUGGAAUUGUCCGGAAAAUUUCCAGGGGAAACGAGGGACUGUAUUCAUUAA
Messenger RNA from Bursaphelenchus okinawaensis, 1405 nucleotides. The record is from the annotation of a GenBank genome assembly. NCBI's taxonomy places the organism in Eukaryota, Metazoa, Nematoda, Chromadorea, Rhabditida, Aphelenchoididae.